UGCGCAUGCGCGGGUGGGCAGCGCGGCCCUGCGCGAGUGUGCGUGGCGGCCUCGUGUGCGGUGCGCGCGGCCCGCCCUCACCGCUCCCGCUUCCUUCCCCGCAGGACAUGGCGAAGAGCCUGAGGAGCAAAUGGAGGAGGAAGAUGCGGGCCGAGAAGAGGAAGAAGAACGCGCCCAAGGAGCUGGAGAGGCUGAAGAAGAUCCUGGGAACCAAAGCGGAUGUCAUUAUGGAGGAGGUCAAGGAGGUGGCGACCGUCCUGCCCCCCGAGAAAGUCCUGGAGCAGAGAGAUGACUGCAAAAUGGAGCUGGAUAAUAAACGAAACAGAAAAACUCUUCUAGACCAGCAUGGACAGUACCCAAUAUGGAUGAAUUCCAGGCAAAGAAAGAAGCUUAAGGCUCAACGUGUUAAAGGGAAAAAAAAAUCAAAAUCAAAAGGCCUUGUGUGGUAAAAUCAGUUUUGUAAGAUCAUGAAUAUUUUAUUUAACAAAAUAAAUUUCCCACAUAAAUUCAUGAGA
Corvus hawaiiensis (hawaiian crow) is the source of this 515-nucleotide messenger RNA. RefSeq names its product LLP homolog, long-term synaptic facilitation factor (gene LLPH). The transcript has 2 exons. Gene Ontology annotation, molecular function: RNA binding. The coding region runs from base 6 to 449 and encodes 147 amino acids. Gene Ontology annotation, cellular component: nucleolus. The record is from RefSeq and is a predicted model, not a curated record. Lineage: Eukaryota; Metazoa; Chordata; Aves; Passeriformes; Corvidae. Gene Ontology annotation, biological process: dendrite extension.